Molecule: messenger RNA, 1941 nt
Organism: Drosophila serrata
Lineage: Eukaryota; Metazoa; Arthropoda; Insecta; Diptera; Drosophilidae
Source: RefSeq, a predicted model, not a curated record
GAGAAGUAGCUUCAAUAGCAGUAAAUGUCAGGCUAGAAUAAUAUAUAAUAUAUAUUUUUGGUACAAAAAUGUCAGAAGAGCCCGCUGUUCCCAUUAAGACGGCACUGCCUUGCGGUACCCCACUCAGACCGGCACCCAUUUACAAGAAGCUGAUGGUGGAGAACCUAACAGUUGUCCGGCCGCCAAUUCUAAAGAUCUACUAUUGGGAGAGCUUUGACAUAACAGGAUUGAACAAGAAGUUGCGCUCGAAUCGUGCCGAACAUGAACACACCAUCGUGAUUCCCAUUCGCCAGAUUCAUAGUCAACCUCUGAAGAUCAUAUUCUGGGUAAAGAAUCUCGCGUCCACAGACACCAAGCUGACCCUGAAGCGAAUCCAGAAUUGCCAAUGUCAGCCACUAAGGACACAAGUUGGCUUCAAUCAGUAUCGCCAGCUCUUCAACUGCCCACACCGUAGGUUGCUCCAUAUUAACCAGGAACUUCUGGUCAUCAAGCCCGAUGAAGUGGUGGCCCUCACUGCCACGGCAUACUUCUUUCUAUAUGGCGAUCAUCUACUCACCUAUGAAGUUAACACCGAUGACAAGCGCAAGUUCCUUUGGCAUUUUCAUCUGGAGAUCUCUGACUUUCAUCCCGAAAAGUGCUUGCUCACCAAGGAGCUGCUGCCUGUGAACAUAAAGAAUUUCUCACAUGUCACCCAACCCAUUUGGGUGCAGAAUAUCACAAUGUCCCAUCUUUCCUUUUCGUUUUCAUCGCGUGAUCGUGGCCUGAAGUUGCUCAAUAUGAAUCUCACAGUUCCAAGACAGAGUGUGUGGCCACUGCUAGUGGACUAUCGCCCACUGGAUUACGAGAAUGAGGCUGAGGUCUUUCUGACCUACAACAGUACCAAGGCUCGCUACAAAAUCAAAGCUCGAGGAGUGCUGGCUGACAGCAAUGAGGAAACGGAAAUGCCCCUGAGGGAUCGCGAGUGCACCGACUUUCUAAAUGUCAUAUAUCCCAACCGAGUCAAUGUUGAGGCCUGCCCGGAAGAGCGGACGCAGCUCGUCAAUGUCCAUAAUUAUGGACAAAAAUGCCUCGAAUUUCGCUGGCAAAGCUACAUCAUUAACGAGUUCUUUUCGGUGGUCUUUAAUCCGCCCAUCUUCCGGCUCAAGAGCCAUCACUCGAAGCUUUGCGUGAUCUCGGUGACAGUGCUCGAGCGUCUGGUGCACUUCCGGCGCAUACCCAUUGUCCUGGAGGUGCACCGCAUCCUUGAUCGCGCCACCCAGAUUGCCAAAGGAGAGCUGGCCGAGAUUGAGUCCAUCGAUGAUCCCAAGUGGAAAGAGGACAGCUACUUGGAGCACCUCUAUCUCCAGCUAAAUAUCCGCACCAGCUUGAAGCCGACUUUGGAUACAUUCGAGGAUAUGGAGCCUGGUGAAAAGAUCGAUCCCACAGCAGGUCUCCCACCUUGUGCUCAGUUUGGCUCAGGAGUAGGAGCUGCUGAAAGGGCAGAAGAUUCGAUCACGGAACCACCAAAACCGGUGCCACCGAAUGAACAGCAGCGGUUGGAGACGGAACGCAAGGAUCUUAUUCGUCGACUUAUGUCCAAGAAUCGACUCUGCUCCAAUGAGAUCAUAGACUUGAGCAUGGCCAUUGAUCAGCGUAUUACCAUUUUCGAGAAACUCUUCUGGAAGUACCUCAGCAAGUCCAAGUUCAUGCGGAUCAAUCAGGAGCGAAAGCGGCAAAAGACAAUGAAGACCUACGAGCAGGUGGUAUGUCCUGAUGAAGAUUUUCCAGUGGAACCCGUCACCGAACUCGAUAGCAACAACAUUAUGGAUAUCCUAUCACGCCUGAUGCAGGAGGCCAUCAACGAUUUGGCCAAGAACUGGAUCUUCAUUCCCUCGCAGUAUUACGAGCCCGCCAAUUAAAUGUUCCCCCAGAGUUAACCAAAUACAUUGCACCACCCAAAGA